Molecule: messenger RNA, 1022 nt
Organism: Fukomys damarensis (Damara mole-rat)
Lineage: Eukaryota; Metazoa; Chordata; Mammalia; Rodentia; Bathyergidae
Product: olfactory receptor 52M1
Exons: 1
Coding region: 72-1022 (316 amino acids)
Biological process (GO): G protein-coupled receptor signaling pathway
Cellular component (GO): membrane
Molecular function (GO): olfactory receptor activity; G protein-coupled receptor activity
Source: RefSeq, a predicted model, not a curated record
AUGAUCUUGGCAGAAAAUAUUGGCCCUAAACAAGAAAGCUCCAUCUGUAGAGGAGAAGGAGUAACACCAUCAUGGAACCAGCCAAUAACUCGCUAGCAUCUCCAACGACCUUCUUCCUGAUGGGCAUCCCAGGAUUAGAGCACAUGCACAUCUGGAUCGGGAUUCCAUUCUGCUCCAUGUACGUGGUGGCUGUGGUGGGGAACUUGACCAUCCUGGCUGUGGUGAGAGCAGAAAGAAGCCUCCACGAACCCAUGUUCCUCUUUCUGUGCAUGCUGUCACUCACUGACCUGGUCCUCUCCACAUCUACGCUGCCACGCAUGCUCUGUCUCUUCUGGCUCGGGGCCCAUGACAUUGCCUUUGAUGCCUGCCUGGCUCAAAUGUUCUUCAUCCACAGCUUUACUGCCAUGGAAUCGGGCUUCUUCUUGGCCAUGGCCAUCGAUCGCUAUGUGGCCAUCUGUGAGCCACUGUGUCAUGCCGUGAUUCUCACCCACAGCCGUCUUGCCAAAGUGGGAGCUGCUGUGGUAUUGCGGGGAGUGGCCUUCUUUACGCCACACCCCAUCCUACUCAAGCAACUGCCCUACUGCAGAACUCGCAUCAUUGCUCACACCUACUGUGAGUUCAUGGCUGUGGUGAAGCUGGCUUGUGUAGACACAACAGUAACCACGCGUUACAGCCUCAGUGUGGCCUCUGUCAUUGGUUCUAGUGACGGCUUUUUCAUUGCACUGUCUUAUGUUCUUAUCCUCCGUGCAGUCUUUCGUCUCCCAUCACGAGAAGCAAGUCUGAAAGCACUAGGGACAUGUGGCUCCCAUGUCUGUGUCAUCCUCAUUUUCUAUUCCACAGCCGUUUUUACCUUCCUGACCCAUCGCUUUGGCCACAGCGUCGCACCUCAAGUUCAUAUCUUCAUUGCCAACAUGUACCUUCUGGUACCACCUUUUCUGAAUCCCAUUGUUUAUGGCAUGAGAACAAAGAAGAUUCGAGACCGUGUUCUUGGUUUUAUAAGGGUAAAACCUUAUGACUUAUGA